Ziziphus jujuba (common jujube) is the source of this 1758-nucleotide messenger RNA. Its product is annotated as UPF0481 protein At3g47200. The transcript is spliced from 2 exons. The record is from RefSeq and is a predicted model, not a curated record. Bases 301 to 1590 code for a protein of 429 amino acids. Lineage: Eukaryota; Viridiplantae; Streptophyta; Magnoliopsida; Rosales; Rhamnaceae.
AAAAAAUUAUGAGGAGGAAAUUGAAAGGUAGGUGGGAAUUGAGUUUACAGACUAUAUAGAUAUAUAUAUAACACGUCCUUUUACAAACCAGAGGCAGAGGAAAUUUGUGUCCAUCACAACAAAAAAAAAAAAAAAAAAAAAAGGAACUGUAUUGCCCCACAUUCAAUAAUACGAGACUAGCCAUUCUCUCCAGGUUUUUUCCUCAUUUGCACCAGCAUUUGUUAUUUUAAUGAUUUAAAAGAAAACAAAAAAAAGGCCUGCUGAUUUUGUUACUUCAACACCAACAACAGAGAGAGCAAAAUGGAAAGUGGCAACGGAUUCGACCCUGAAAACCCAUAUAUCUCGCUUGCAAAUUCAAUAAAGAUUCAGUUCAAAAGCUUGCCUCCCAUAUCUUCAGCAUGUACUAUCUGCAGAGUACCUGACCGUCUGAGGCUUGCGAAUGAAAAGGCAUAUACACCACAAGUUGUUUCCAUUGGUCCUUUCCACCAUGGCAAGGAUAGCUUAAAAACAAUGGAAGAGCACAAAAUGAGGUAUCUAGAAGAUUAUCUUCAACGGACCGAUGAAAGCUUGGAGAAUUACAUAAAGAUUGUAAAGGAAAGUGAACCUAGACUGCGGAGUUGCUAUGCAGAAACCAUUGGAUUCAGCAGUGAUGAAUUUGUAAAGAUCAUCCUAGUAGACUCUGUCUUCAUCAUUCAGGUCUUAUUAAGGUUCAGCAUCCGCGAAUUGCGAGUCGAGCGUGAUCCGAUAUUCAACAGGCGAUGGAUGUUGCAUGAUGUAUGGCCAGACCUGUGCUUGCUUGAGAAUCAGUUACCAUUCUUCAUACUUGAAAAAAUUUAUGAGCCUAACAAAAUUAAACUAUCGUCUGGACAGACCGUGGACCUUUCAAUCAUUGAACUUUCCCACAAAUUCUUCACAAAACUGAUGCAAUUGGAAGGGAUUGAAGAAAAGUUGGAGGAAAUCAAACGUUAUAAUGUUGCACACGUUGCCGAUUUUCUGAGAAAUCUUUAUAUACCUUCGAACCUACGUGAUGGAGGGGAAUUUCAAAGUAUAAAUGCUCCCAGCGUGACAGAGCUACACCGUGCAGGAGUUAAGUUCAGAGUAGCAUCAAGCAAAAACUUGUUUGAUAUAAGUUUCAAUAAUGGAAUUCUUGAAAUCCCCAAGUUAAGAAUAGACGAUUACUCAGAACUGAUCAUUAGAAAUCUGCUAGCCUUUGAACAAUGCCAUUACGACGACAAUUAUAUGAAUGAUUAUGUUGCGAUUAUGGAUCGCCUUGUUAACAUUCCAAAGGAUGUGGAUUUGCUUGUAGAACAUGAAAUUCUGGAAAACUGGCUAGGGGACAGCGGUGAGGUAGCUACUUUGAUAAACAAACUCGCAGAAGGAGCUACAUGGUCAAAGGAUGAUUUUUAUUUUGCUGAUACUUUCAACAAUCUCAAUGUCUAUUGCAGAACCCGUUGGCACAAAUGGAAGGCGAACUUGAAGCAGAAUUAUUUCAACACACCUUGGGCAAUUGUCUCUGUCAUUGCGGCUAUUUUUCUCAUCAUUCUAGCAAUCAUACAAACGGUUUGUUCUAUUCUCCAAGUUGAGAAAUAGUACCGUUUACCAAAAAGCUGAGAAAUAGUACCGUUUAAUGUAAGGUGAAAUUAAUAAAUUGAUCUGUAUAAUUUGUAAGUCUGUUUGUAUGCAACACAAUAAGAGUUUGAUCUAUUUAUAGGCUCAACCACUGAUAUUUUAUCUUUUUAUCUUGGUUGUUUUAUGUUA